GGCAGCUUGCGAAAUCGCGUAACAAUCAGCUUAUCGCACUAUAAUUUCGCGGUAUCAACAGUUAGCGGCGGAAUUUGUACGUCCGCCGCCCCGCUUCUGACGAGGCUGAAGUUCGUCGCAAAUCGCGCGCGUGCCACCGCGCUUUUUGCUGCCCGUCGUCGUAGCCGCUGCUCGAAACCAUCCGUCUUUCCGAGUGCCGCUCGACUGUGCCGAUAUUGCGGAACCGCGAGUGUAAUUUCGCGAGUCGAUUAUACAUCCGCGAACUCGAUCAUCCUCCCUUUUCCUUUCCCGAGUCGUAAAAAAGUUUUAUCGGCUGUCCUACCGCACCACGUCAGCCGCGAUCACCGUCGUUGCCGCCGAUAACCGCAGUCGACUAUACUCUAUUCUGCACGCGUACUAUAGAUGGACCAGUCGGAACUGUAAUUAAGAGAGAACAGAGAAGCAACGAUAUCUCAGCCAAUUCUCUCUUUUUCUCUCUUUCUCUCUGUCGAUGGUGCGAAGUCAACUUAAAUAAUCGAAAGAUCGAUUGACGUGAACGUCGUACGAAACUCGAACCGAGCGCUAGAAGCGUAACGCGCUUAUAAUUUCGUGCCCGCCAUAUUGCUUUUUUCGAAUGUUCAAAAAUUCAAGAGUUCUAAUUUUGAAUUCAAGCGUUAAUGUUUUUUUUUCCUUUUCUUUUUCAAUUUUGCGUCACGAAGUGCAUUAUUUUUACGAGUCGAGUCGAUCCAGCGACGCGUUUGACAGUUGCCUGCGGAUGUUUUAUCACUGUGCUGCCUAUCGCUAUUAGAUACUAGCGAAAAGCGUUUGGUUUUAGUGAUAUGAAGAAUUGCCGUUGGCACGGACGAUGACGAGGUUUUAUUUAGCGGAGGAUCUCGUUCCACAGAAGUUGCUGCGCUUUAUAGGAAUAAGGAUGUCGAGGCGGCUGAGUUUCUAUGGUCUGGUAGGCCUGGCGUCUGUCUGCAUCUUCUUCCUAGCGUUUAAUCAGCGCUACAGCAGCUACCUCGAGCAUCGACUGCAGCCGGUGAUAUCGGAUGUUGAGAUAAGGCCACGGACUACAAAAAUUCAAGAGCCAGUAACGGUAAGCCAGGCAUAUAUCACAGGAUCCGCGGACAAUGCAACAAUCAACGAAAUUCAGGAAGUGGUCGAUCAGCAAAGAAAGGCGAUUAAACGGGAUAUGGAAAAUUAUGAGUAUCCAAACGGAAAAUAUGGGAUAAACGUGAGCAAACUCGAAGAUCUGGUGAUGGAACAAGGAGGUAGACCUAUGAAAAGCGUAAUUUUGACGAGUUGGAGAAGUGGCAGCACGUUCCUUGGCGAUGUGGUCAACGCUCAUCCGGCAAACUUUUAUCACUACGAGCCGUUGCUUGAUUACGGAAUCGUGCAGAUCAGAGGACCGCCGCUCGCCGAUGAGUCCCUAACGAAGAUCAUCUCUUUACUGAAAUGUGAAUUCAAAGAACUCGAUCGUUACCUGAAUUAUGGGAAGACUCAUCCCUGGGUUUUCAAUCACAACACACACUUAUGGCGACAGUGUCAGGCGCAUAAACGUAUCUGCUGGGAUCCGCGUUUCGUAUCCAAAUUCUGCCGGUUGUUUCCUUUCCAGUCGAUGAAGCUUGUGCGAUUGAGGCUGCGUGUAGCGGAAAGGCUGUUAGCUGAAGAAAAUUUAAACGUGCGAUUAGUCCUACUUAUUCGUGAUCCGAGGGGCAUUUUGCAAUCUAGAAAACACAGGGAAUGGUGUCCCGCCAAGCCCGACUGCUCCGACCCGAAUCUGGUUUGCGCAGAUAUGGUGUCGGAUUUUAUCGCGGCGGUAGAGCUCUCGAGGAAAUAUCCUCAUUCAUUCAGAGUGGUACGCUACGAAGACCUAUCCGUGGACCCCUACAAGCACGUAAAGGAGCUUUACAAUUUUUACGGCUUGGACUUUCAUGUGAAUGUGAAACGAUUCCUGGACACGCACACCAAGAACGACGUGGGUGGUGUGUCGAGUACCUUCCGAAAUUCCAAAGUCGCGCCUUUCCACUGGCGGGCGGAUUUAGACUUUGAGGAGGUGCGUGAGAUACAAAAGAUCUGCGCGACCGCCAUGCGACUAUGGGGAUAUGUGAUGGCUUCAAAUUCCACCCACCAGAAGGACUUCGAUCCUAUCACGGAUUACCGGCUUCAGUUGUGACAACUGGCGGAUCGCGUGCUCAAUGUAGAUAUGUUGUAUAGCGUAUCGAUAUAGCGAGUGGAACUGCGACAUUACACAGUUCGUAUAAAUAUUUACGGGAAAGGUGCUAGCGGUCACUCAUAAGAGUGGCGCCGUAACAAAAAUAUGCAUGAAUGUCGGUUAAUUCAGGAGUGAAGGCCAUCAACUUUUUCCAUUUUUGCGAGACCAAUAAGGCAAAACCGUUCUUUCUAAAGCAGAUUGACGGGUACAGAGCUUGUUCGUAAUUUUUCGACCGUACGACAGCCUAGCAUCACUUGUGAACCGAGUGUUGGGCACGAAGGAUAUACACCAAGUUCCUGAGACCCUGGUGUGUCGGCGAAAAUACUGUCUAUCCAUAUCGACGCAAGUGUCGUCGCAGAUGCAUUCGAAAUGUUUCUAAAGGCUGUGAAUUUUUCGAGGAGUUAUUUCGUAUCAUAUAUGUAUAAACUUAUAAGAUUCGAAUUCGGGAAUACUCGUGAAAUCGAAGAAGAUAUUAUAAAUUAAGGAACGAUAUUAAUAGCGAGAGGAAGAUUUUAACUAUCGAUCAUUGACAUUCAAGUUUCUUUCGCGCGAGUCUAUCGAGUCUUGCAACAUUUCGAAUCAUCAGCAACGUUGAGAAUUUAUAUCUGCGCUACCUGACGGAAAAAUUUCCACCAACAACAUUCAAUGUGAUUCAUAGAGGAAGUGCGGUCGCGAUAUCAAUUAAUUCGUUCACCCUAUGGAACACUCGAAUAUUGAAAUUUCUUGCUCAUGCGGCGCCGCGAUGUUUCGAGAACGAUAUGUGUCGAGGACGAGAACACCGAGUUUCCAUUCUACCGGCCUUCGUUCGACGCGGCCGACGAUUAUCGAGAAUACGGACGCGACCAACUCGCGCGAGCGUGUAAUUUUUAUAACGUACGACACAGUCGUAUAGCACUGCACAUUUUAGAUACAAUAGAAUUAUAUUAUCGCGAGCUGUUUGUCGGCGCGACUUAGAUUAUAAGAGAAGAUACCUUUUCGAAUCUUUACACGCUAUCGAUUAGCAGUCAGGACUGACAACCUGUCCGGUACACACUUCGUUAUGUAUUAUAGUGCGAUUAUAUUAUAUUAUACCCGCGCGAAUGUACUUCUCGCGUCCUUGCAUUGUAUGCACCGGACACUAGAUUGUCUGCUCUCUGUGUAAAUCGAUUAAGAUUUAUUAUAACGUGAAUUCACUUAAAGUUUAACAUUAAUUUCGAUAUUUAGCUACAUUAUGUUAGUAAUAUUAUUAGAGUUCGGGCGUUCAAGAGCUAAAAAUGAGGCAUUACGACUAUGUUCGUGGCUGAAAAAAUUUCUGAUCAGAAUUCCUAGUCUCAAAUUCUCAUCCUAGUUAUUUUCCUUGUUAUAUAAUCACGUUUGUUUUCCACGGCGUAUUGUAUACAUAUAUGCACCCUCGAGUAUAAAACGAGAAAACAAACAGAACGGAAGAGGUUUUCUUACAUAUGGAUUAAAUCUUGCGCGUUUCGGACAAUGCUAGUAUGCCGUCGAUCAGGAUUGAUAAGAUGUAAAUUCGCAAUACCAUUUUCGUGCGGUCUUGCGCUGUUGUUGUUACGUUUAUGUGGAAUGGGUAUCUAGUCCAAAGGGAACGCAUAUUAUUUCGUAUUUUGUACCUUAGACGUAAUAUAAAAGUUAUAAUUAAUAAAAGAAUCGUGUUUCUACGCAA
Messenger RNA from Odontomachus brunneus, 3857 nucleotides. RefSeq names its product carbohydrate sulfotransferase 5-like. Gene Ontology annotation, molecular function: N-acetylglucosamine 6-O-sulfotransferase activity. Gene Ontology annotation, biological process: N-acetylglucosamine metabolic process; sulfur compound metabolic process. The record is from RefSeq and is a predicted model, not a curated record. NCBI's taxonomy places the organism in Eukaryota, Metazoa, Arthropoda, Insecta, Hymenoptera, Formicidae. The transcript is spliced from 8 exons. Bases 845 to 2158 code for a protein of 437 amino acids.